AUUUCAAGGCAAAGCGCUUCUUGGCACAUGUUCAAAUUGUCUCAAGUUUUGUUAGCCUUCUCUCUCGGUUACUUCUGCUUCGUGUCGUGGUCGUUGUUUGAAGUAUUCUUCCCUUCGAACUGUAAAGGACCAUCAGGAUGCGUAACACCAGGAUGGAAGCCAGACGACGAACUCAAGAUACAUUUACAAUUUAUCAAAGGAGGGGUUUUCGUUGGAGAUAUUUCAACAACUGAGACUUUUAAAAUCAAUACUGGAUUAUUAAAGAAAUAUAACUGCAUGGUCGACAUACCUUUGACUAGCGAUUCUAUCGCAACUGUUCGCUUACGCUUGUUGACGAGUACCGGCUCAAUCAUUUCGAGCAGUGAUUUUAGCCUAUUGACUCAUAAGGAGGCAACUCGAACAGCUUUCAACUUGAUGACCAGCCAUGGAUCACCCAACAAUUCAAACAAGGAUCAUAGUUUGCUUGCGCCGUUUUGGCUAUCAACACUGCGUGUAUAUGUUCUUCAAACCCCAGUGUCCUUCAGUCGAUAUAAUAUGCCUGGUGAAAUAGUUCGGCGUAUUCAGCUUAGUUCAAAGGGGUAUUUACCAGUAAUAUAUGUUAACCCCAAUUUUCAAGCCUCAAGUGAUUGGUUAGAAGUCAACCAACCACCUGAAAAUCGUCGAUUAGAAAUGGUCCUAUCCAUUGAGCCACUUUCGAUUGGACAUUUGCGUUUGCGGUGUAUGUUGGAGGCAGUGGCUGAUCAGUUACUCUCUUAUGGUAUAAAAUCAAAGGAGAUUGACGAGAUACGUGGUAUUUUUCUCGACACCAAUUUAUACCUUCUGCUGACCACAUUAUUUGUUUCUGUUUUCCAUCUGUUGUUCAGUUUUCUGGCGUUUAAAAAUGAUAUUUCGUUUUGGCGUCGGUCAGAUAAUUCAGUUGGAAUUUCUUUACGAACUAUUGUGUGGAGAUUCGUCAGUUCCUUAAUUAUAUUUCUACAUUUAUGGGAAGAGAAAAGUAGCCUAAUAGUUUCUGUUCCAAUGGGAAUAUCUACUUUGAUAGAAUUGUGGAAGUUAGGUCGAAUGACUAAAUUUUCUAUUAGUUUUUAUCAUGGUGUCCGAUGGGGUAAACGGUCGAAGGAGGAAGAAGCAACCGAUCAAUUAGAUGCACAAUUUAUGCGGUGGCUGAUGUAUAUUAUGAUUCCUCUUUGUAUUGGUGGUUCGGUUUAUUCCUUAUUUUAUUUACCACAUCGAAGCUGGUAUUCUUGGUGUUUAGAGACAAUGGUUAAUGGUGUUUACGCUUUUGGAUUACUAUUAAUGACACCUCAACUUUUCCUCAACUAUCGAUUAAAAUCUGUAGCACAUUUACCAUGGAAAGCAAUGACUUACAAAGCAUUCAACACUUUUAUUGAUGACUUUUUCGCAUUCAUCAUCGUAAUGCCUACAUUACAUCGUAUUGCUUGUUUACGUGAUGAUUUAAUAUUUUUAAUCUAUUUAUAUCAACGAUGGCUUUAUCCGGUAGACAAAUCACGCAUCAAUGAAUUUAGUGAAAUGACUGAUGUUAAUUUCCAGUCAAAGUCUACUUCUGUUGUUACAAGUUCUAACAGUGAUAAAGGGAAAUCUAAACUAGCAUGAUUAAAUUAUUUAUUGGUGUUGUUCUUGUGAUUAUUCGUAUAGUCUGGCUUUUUAUCGAUGUAUCCAAGAAGACCGUUAUUUUAUUCUAUUCUGUUUUGUUUUAUAUGUUUUAUUUCCGUCUUAACUCAUUUGUAUAUUUGUCAAAUGUGGAUAUUUUUUUGUUAGUUAAAUAAUCAGUUAUUCUUAUGGUUUUAUGUUUAUUCAAUAGACUGUUUGGUCAUUAUAUUGAUCAAAACAAUAUCAUCUCACAAACUUACUAUCUAUGUACAAUUUCACUGUACUAAGUUAUAUGACAACUAUUAUACUAACCUGGCUACCCAAAGUUCGGUAGGCAUAGCUUCUAUGAAUAAGACCAUCAUGUAGCGUGAAAUAAACAGGCGGAUUACGAUUCUUAUCGAUAUUUGUUCAUCCCGUUUGAGAUUUUCAGCCAUAAAUUACGAUUGUAUUGUGAAUUCAAACUAUGAAUUGUUUAUUCCUUGAUGGAUUAAAACAGUCUACAAUAAUCUACUAUAUUAAAGACUGGACCAGUUAUGUCUCAGUACUUUGUAUUUCCCAUUUAAUUAAAAAGACAGCGAAUUCAUUACAGUCAGACGAAUUUUCGUCCCUAUUUCUGAAAACAUUCAAAAGAUCUCGUUGAUCAUAGAUGCUAAAGUUCAUAAAAGCACAGUAGCUUAAUCGUUAUUUAAUAUCGCCCAUAUCACUCAGUCGUCUACAACGUAGGAUCAGGCACAUAUAUGCAUCGGUCGAAGUUGCCACACCUCAUUAGCACAACAAGAUGAACAUCAAAUUAAUAGAAGUAGUUACUUCAAUGGCAGUAGUAUAUAUAAAAAAGAUUGCAUAUAAAAAUAUGAUACAGAGAAGAAUUAGUUCGUAGAAAGAAAGGUACAAAGUAAUUUUAAUCUCAAGGUGUGAGGGAGGAUAAAGAGUGUAUAGACCUACGCCAUUGUGAUGGAUUCUGAGCCAUGUCACCCAGAGUCUCCAACCAUUGGUUAGGAUCGUCACGCAGACCCCAACCAAGUAGUCUGCAUCUACCAACAUGUCUCACUCUAGAAGCUAGUGUCUUAAAGGACUGGUGUCACGUUUUGGCUUGGCCGCCUUUAACUUCUUAACAGCACUAAAGCCCCCAUGUAUAUCAUGUUUCUAAGCCUUUCAAAAUUAUAAUGUCUAGUACCUACGUCGAGCCCAUAUGGCUUAUUCAAGCUCCCAGACAGACCGAUUUAUUCAUUCUAUUCACGUUACAUUUUGACAUUGUCAGCCAUUUGCCUAUUAAACUUGACUGUUUUUAUGUGGGCAUAUGUGUGUGCACUGCUUACCCUACUCAUCACGUGUCUGUAACCUAUUUUUGUUUGACUAAAUAUUGAGUCACGCUUGGACAAAUCGAGUUGGCUCACUCUCUUCCACCCCGCUUUUCCACUUCAUAUUUUGGAUGUCUGUCUGGAUAAACGAAUGCUUGAAAUAAAUUCUUACAACGGAACUCGUAUUUGGCUUCUUGUUACCGCUGUCACACAAACAGGCUUAGUGUAG
Molecule: messenger RNA, 3135 nt
Organism: Schistosoma guineensis
Lineage: Eukaryota; Metazoa; Platyhelminthes; Trematoda; Strigeidida; Schistosomatidae
Source: the annotation of a GenBank genome assembly